AUGGACUCGACGCCGGUCCCGUGCCUUACUCUUCUUGGCCCGUCGGUUUCCCUCGAAGCCAAGCGGCAGCAGCUGCUCGAGCAGGUGCAGGCCGCUGUCCCCGAGGUCACGCGCGUGGACGGCGUGUUCCUGCAUCUCGUGCUCGCGCAGUCGGACGCCGCGUGUGCGGCGCUGCGCGACGGCGCGAGUGCGCCGCGCGCGCGCCUCGAUGAGCUGUUCGACUAUGGCGACCAUGUGGCGCUCGACGGCACCUGCGACGCCGUGCAGGCGGCGCUCAGUGGCGCGUCGGUGCCGGGCAAGGACGUCCUCUUCGUCCUGCCGCGUGCGGGCAACACGACGCCGUGGUCGAGCAAGGCCACGGACAUUUCGCACAUCUGUGGCAUGGACGACACGGUGGCGCGCCUGGAGCGCGGCGUGGCGUACGUGCUGGACGUGCCGGCGCCGCUGAGCGACACCGCGCUCGGCCGCGCCGAGGGCCUCUUGCACGACCGCAUGACGCAGACCAUCUCGCGCGAGACGCCGCAGACGCGCGCGCGCGCGCUGUUUGGCACGUCCGAGCCAGGCGAGCUGCGCACGAUCGAGCUGCUCGCGUCCUCGAGCGACACCGACUGGCAGGCGGCGCACGACCGCCUGGAGGCGGCGAACGCCGAGUUUGGCCUUGCGCUCGCGCCGGACGAGGUCAACUACCUCGUCGAUGCGUUUGUGCGCGGGCAGGGCGACGAGGCGCCGCUGCGCCGCAACCCCACGGACGUGGAGCUGUUCAUGUUUGCGCAGGUCAACUCGGAGCACUGCCGCCACAAGAUCUUCAAUGCGACAUGGACGAUCGAUGGCGCGGUGCAGCCGCAGUCGCUCUUCAGCAUGAUCCGGCACACGCACAAGACGACGCCGCAGCACACGAUCAGCGCGUACUCGGACAACGCGGCCGUGCUGGACGGCGCGGACGGCGUGCGCUUCCUGCCGGCGCCCGAUGCGCUCGCGCUCGACGACGGCUCGGCGCUCGCGCACGUCUAUGUCGGCCGCCGCGAGGCAAUGCCGAUCCUCGCCAAGGUCGAGACGCACAACCACCCGACGGCCAUCUCGCCGUACCCCGGCGCGGCCACCGGCUCCGGCGGUGAGAUCCGCGACGAGGGCGCGGUCGGCCGCGGCUCCAAGCCCAAGGCGGGCCUCGCCGGGUUCAUGACGUCGAACCUGCACCUCCCCGGCGCGCCGAUGCCGUGGGAGGAGGACGUCGGCUACCCGAUGCACGUCGCGCGCUCGCUCGAGAUCAUGCUCGAUGCGCCGAUCGGGGCGGCCGCGUUCAACAACGAGUUUGGGCGGCCGGCGCUCGCGGGCUUCUGGCGCACGCUGUGCGACAAGGUGCCGACGGAGACGGGCGCGCUGGAGCUGCGCGGCUACCACAAGCCGAUCAUGCUGGCCGGCGGUCUCGGCAACGUGCGCCCGCCGUACACGUUCAAAGGGACGAUCCAGCCGGGCGAUGCGCUGCUGGUGAUGGGCGGCCCGGGCUACCUGAUCGGCCUCGGCGGCGGCACGAGCUCGUCGGUCGCCGGCGGCGGCGCCGAGCGCUCGACGCUCGACUUUGUGAGUGUCUCGCGCGAGAACCCCGAGAUGCAGCGCCGGUGCCAGGAGGUGAUUGACGCGUGCUGCACGGCGGCCGUCAACCCGAUCGAGAGCAUCCACGACGUGGGCGCGGGCGGCUUGAGCAAUGCGCUGCCCGAGAUUGUGCACGACGCCGGCCUCGGCGCGCGCUUCGAGCUGCGCGAUGUGCCGCUCGGCAACACGUCACUGAGCCCCCUCGCCAUCUGGUGCAACGAGAGCCAGGAGCGCUACGUCCUCGCGGUGCGCCCCGCCAACCUCGACGCGUUCCGCGCGAUCGCCGCGCGCGAGCGCUGCCCGAUCGCCGUCGUCGGCUACGCGACGGCGGAGCCGCGCCUCGUGCUCACCGACCGCCUGCGCAGCGAGACGUGCAUCGACCUGCCCAUGUCGACACUGUUCGGCAAGCCCCCCAAGAUGGAGCGCAGCGCGACGCACGCCGUGCGCCGCGUGUCGCCGCUGGACGCGCAGCUGCAGGCGUACCUGCCGGACGUGCCGGCCGCGGCGCGCCUCAGCGAGGCGAUCGAGCGUGUGCUGCGCCUGCCCAGCGUGGGCUCCAAGUCGUACCUCAUCACGAUCGGCGACCGCAGCGUCACGGGCCUCGUGGCGCGCGACCAGAUGGUCGGGCCGUACCAGGUGCCGGUGGCCGACGUCGCCGUCACACGCACCUCGUACUCGUUCGACGAUAGCGCGCCGGGCGAGGCGAUGGCGUGCGGCGAGCGCACACCGCUCUCGCUCCUCAGUGGCGCCGCAGCCGCGCGCAUGGCCGUCGCGGAGAGUCUGACGAACCUGGCGGCCGCGUACGUCGAGUCGCUCGAGCACGUCAAGCUGAGCGCCAACUGGAUGUGCUCCGCGGGCUACGAGCACGACGGUGCCGCGCUGUACGACGCCGUGCAGGCGAUUGGCCUCGACCUGUGCCCGAAGCUCGGCCUGUCGAUCCCCGUCGGCAAGGACUCGAUGUCGAUGGGCAUGUCGUGGCUCGCCGACGAGGGCGAGCGCCGCACGGUCACGGCGCCGCUCAGCCCGAUCCUCACGGCGUUCGCGCCGGUGGUCGAUGUGUCGCAGACGUGGACGCCGGAGCUCAAGCGCCUCGAUGCGCCGUCCGUGCUCGUGCUCAUCGACCUCGCGCGCGGCCAGCAGCGCCUCGGCGGCUCGGCGCUCGCGCAGGUGUUCCGCCAGCUGGGCGACGCGGCGCCGGACGUCGAAGACGCGGCGCUCCUUAAGUCGUUCUUCAACGCCAUGUCGAUGCUCAAGCAGCUCGCCGCCGGCAUGCGCCGCGCCGCGCCGCUCGUGCACGCGUACCAUGACCGCUCCGACGGCGGUCUCUUCACCGCGAUCGCCGAGAUGGCGUUUGCCGGCCGCGUCGGUGUGGACGUGGACGUGUCGCGCCUCGUGCGCACGACGCCGGUGGCCGCCCUGUUCAACGAGGAGCUCGGCGCGGUGCUCCAGGUGCGCGCGUCGGACCUCUCGUCGCUGCACUCGGUGCUCAGCACGGCCGGCGUGCCUGCCGACGCCGUGCAUGUCGUCGGCUCGGUGCGCACGGACGAGGCGGUGCGCAUCGUGGCGCAGGGCACGGAGCUCUAUGCGUCGACGCGCGCCGCGCUGCAGAAGGCGUGGGCAUUCACGAGCUUCCACAUGCAGGCACUUCGCGACAACCCCGAGUGUGCGCGCCAGGAGUAUGCGCUGAUUGACGAGCCGGCUGGCGCGACGGCGCUGCGCUACGACCUGACCUACGACCCCGCGAGCACCGCGCUGCCCGACGAGGGCACGAUCGAGCGCCCCCUCGCGGCGCAGCCGCGCGUCGCGAUCCUGCGCGAGCAGGGUGUGAACGGCCACGUCGAGAUGGCGUGGGCCUUCUCGCGCGCUGGCUUCUGCACGGUGGACGUGCACAUGUCGGACCUGCUCAGCGGCGCAGUGUCGCUGCAGCCGUUUGUGGGUGUGGCUGCGUGCGGUGGCUUCUCGUACGGCGACGUGCUCGGCUCCGGCCGUGGCUGGGCGCACUCGGUCCUGCUGCACGAGGGCGUGCGCCGCGAGUUCACUGAGUUCUUUGCGCGCGACAAGACGUUUGCGCUGGGCGUGUGCAACGGCUGCCAGAUGCUCAGCACGCUCGGCCGCGCGGGCCUCAUCGAGGGCGCCGAGCACUGGCCGCGCUUCUCGCCGAACGAGAGCGGCCGCUACGAGGCGCGCUUCUCCGAGGUCGAGAUCGGCGAGUCGAACAGCAUCUUCUUCCGCGGCAUGACCCACAGCCGCCUGCCCGUGGCCGUCGCGCACGCCGAGGGCCGCGCAGCCUUCCGCACGCCCGAGGCUGCCGAGAAGCUUGCUGCGCAGGGCGGCGUGGCUCUGCGCUACGCCGACGGUCGCUACCCCCUGAACCCCAACGGCUCGACCGCCAAUGUCGCGGGCGUCUCGGCCGCCAGCGGCCGCGUGCUCAUCCUCAUGCCGCACCCCGAGCGCUGCGUCGCGACGCCAUCGCUCAGCUGGGCCCCCGAGCGCGCGGCCCUCGCGUGGGGCGGCCGCAGCCCGUGGUUCCGCCUGUUCGAGAAUGCGUACGCGUUCGUCUCGUCGUAG
Molecule: messenger RNA, 4158 nt
Organism: Malassezia sympodialis ATCC 42132
Lineage: Eukaryota; Fungi; Basidiomycota; Malasseziomycetes; Malasseziales; Malasseziaceae
Gene: ADE6
Product: phosphoribosylformylglycinamidine synthase
Biological process (GO): 'de novo' IMP biosynthetic process
Cellular component (GO): cytoplasm
Molecular function (GO): phosphoribosylformylglycinamidine synthase activity
Source: RefSeq, a predicted model, not a curated record